Didymosphaeria variabile is the source of this 891-nucleotide messenger RNA. RefSeq lists its product as uncharacterized. Gene Ontology annotation, cellular component: mitochondrion. The coding region runs from base 1 to 891 and encodes 296 amino acids. Gene Ontology annotation, molecular function: ATP binding; 4 iron, 4 sulfur cluster binding; ATP-dependent FeS chaperone activity. Lineage: Eukaryota; Fungi; Ascomycota; Dothideomycetes; Pleosporales; Didymosphaeriaceae. The transcript has 4 exons. Gene Ontology annotation, biological process: mitochondrial respiratory chain complex I assembly; iron-sulfur cluster assembly. The record is from RefSeq and is a predicted model, not a curated record.
AUGAAGCCGCGAUUGUUCUCCACCCUGAGGCGGCUGCAGCAUGAGAACCCGCUGGGACUGCCGCGCUCUGGCGCACCACCGCAGAUGCCUCGCAUGCAGCGCGGGCUGCCGCAAAAGCGAAGCAUCAAAGACGUGAAGAAGAUCAUUGCCGUCUCUUCAGCAAAGGGCGGCGUCGGGAAAAGCACCAUCGCAGUGAAUCUGGCCCUUAGCUUUGCGCGCAGUGGGUACAGAGCUGGCAUCCUAGACACCGAUAUCUUCGGCCCUUCGAUACCUACUCUGCUCAAUCUCUCCGGCGAACCAAGGCUCUCAGCCAACAACCAACUCAUACCCCUAUCGAAUUAUGGACUGAAAAGCAUGUCGAUGGGCUACCUAGUCCCGGAAUCUUCGCCAGUAGCAUGGCGUGGGCUCAUGGUGAUGAAAGCCUUGCAGCAGCUCCUCCACGAGGUAGAGUGGGGUGGUCUUGACGUCCUCGUACUCGACUUGCCCCCUGGUACCGGCGACGUGCAGUUGACCAUUACCCAACAGCUUCUCCUUGAUGGCGCCAUCAUCGUAUCCACCCCGCAGGAUCUCGCGCUCAAAGACGCCGUAAAAGGCGUCGAGCUGUUCCGCAAAGUGAAUACGAACAUUCUGGGGCUCGUGUGUAACAUGAGCGGCUUCCAGUGCCCCGGAUGUGGGGAGACACACAAUGUGUUCGGAGACUUGAGUAAAUUAAGAGACAUGUGCCGUACAUACGACAUGAGGCUUCUAGGCGAGCUCCCCCUGCAUGCUGCCAUGGGUGCCGGUGCUGAAGGUGGAAAGCCUACCGUUGUUGCGGAACCGGACAGUUCCAGAGCCCAAGUAUUCGCGUCCAUGGCAAAAGAGGUGGCACGGCUCGUAGAACUAGAGAAUUGA